AUGAGAGAUGAUGUGGCUCAAUAUGUGUUAACUUGUCAGCAGUGUCAACUAAUAAAAAGCGAUCUAUACGCACAACCGCCAUUACAGUCAAUCCUAGUGACGGCAGUUGGUGAUCUAUGGUCGGUGGAUGUGAUGGGACUGUUUCCACAGACAGCGAGCGGUAACCAGUACCUGCUAGUGAUGACGGAACAUGCUGCACGUUGGGUAGAUGCCGUACCCAUUGCAGACCAGCGGGCAAGAACAGUGACCAAAGUGGUAAUCCGGCAUAUUGUAGCGUGUUACAGAAUACUGAAGAUGAUAUUAACUGACCAGGGUCCCUGUUUUGAAAGUGAUGAGUUUAAAGCCCGUCUAAAACAGUUUAGCAUCAAGAGAAUACGAUCUACACCGUAUCAUCCUCAGACAAACGGGCUUACAGAAAGAAACAACCGGACGUUAAAGGAAUGGUUAGCAUCUAAAGGAGGAAAUUGGGAGAAAGAGUUACCAUUGAUUUUGCUGGCGCAUCGUUUCUCCAUACAAGGAACAACCAAGAAGUCACCUUUCUUGCUCAUGUAUGGCAGACAGCCACGAUUUCCAAUAUAUAAUAAGACCUGGCCACAAUAA
Schistosoma haematobium is the source of this 600-nucleotide messenger RNA. RefSeq lists its product as uncharacterized. Bases 1 to 600 code for a protein of 199 amino acids. Gene Ontology annotation, molecular function: nucleic acid binding. Gene Ontology annotation, biological process: DNA integration. The record is from RefSeq and is a predicted model, not a curated record. The transcript has a single exon. NCBI's taxonomy places the organism in Eukaryota, Metazoa, Platyhelminthes, Trematoda, Strigeidida, Schistosomatidae.